Molecule: messenger RNA, 2522 nt
Organism: Sebastes umbrosus (honeycomb rockfish)
Lineage: Eukaryota; Metazoa; Chordata; Actinopteri; Perciformes; Sebastidae
Product: torsin-1A-interacting protein 2-like
Exons: 8
Coding region: 185-1657 (490 amino acids)
Biological process (GO): membrane organization
Cellular component (GO): membrane
Molecular function (GO): ATPase activator activity
Source: RefSeq, a predicted model, not a curated record
GUUAUCCCCAUGGAAACUGCUGAAGAACGUUCCGCCUGAAUCUUGUUGACCUGUCAGUGCGACACACUUCAAGCUGAACAGAUAAGGAAGCGUUAUUAUACUGCGUUUAUACUCCACGGCGAUGUGAUCGAGGGUUCGUUUGCUUUGAACCAUCUCUUGAGUGACGUGCCCCCCAUCCAAAGACAUGGCAGAGCAAGACAGAGAUCACCACCACACAGCAGAAGGCAAGGAAGAAGAGACACCGUCCACAAAUAUGGAUCAUGUCUCAGCUUUUGAUGAGAGCAAACAGGAGGAGACUGAUAUUAUCAAGCAGCAGCUAUCAGAAGAUUCAGCUUCAUCAUCUGCAUCCACAAACAGAGAGACUAACAACGACAAUGGUGGAGAAAUGGAGAUGCCAGACGUUAAAAACGAUGAUUCAGCUGAAAAGAGGACGGUGCCUCCUACAGAAGGGUCUUCACCUUCAGAUGACGACACCAUGCUGAUUGUGAAAGAGAGCAGCAGCAGGCUGCUUCAGGCCGAUAAAGGAAGUCAUGGUGAUUACAACAGAGAGGCACCAAGAAAUGAGCAACCAACCGUGACAGCUGAGGAGAUUUCCAGAGAAUACCACACUGGGGAUAAGAACACACCAGACACAACCAGCCCACCAACCCCGGGUGACAGAAAGGAUGACCAAGUAGAUGGACCAGAUGAAGAAACCCUAGACACUAUAAACACAACCACUGAAGCUGGAGAGGAUGAUGGAAGCGACCUGGAGAAGGAAGAAAAUGAUGUAGAGGAGAUCACAACCUCCUACCCACAGACAGAGGAAGAUGUUGAAACCAUCGGUCCGGCCACUGCGGAGACUGCUGAAGCUGAACCUGCAGCUCCUGUGGUUAUUGUAAAUCAUGGAGGAAGUAGUAUAUACCCGAUAGCAGGUAUAUUGGUGUUAGUUCUUGCCAUGAUCCUGGGGCAGCAUCUCUUCCAACCUGAGUCACCACCUCAGAAAGACGAUGUGCGGCAAAUAGACAUCUUCCUCGGGCAAUUGGAAAAAGUAAAGACUCAGUUCCCUCACCAGCGUGCUGAGCUCUGGAGCAGGAGCAAGAUCCACCUGCUGAGGCACCUCCAGACAGCCCAGCCCACAGAGCCAGUCAGUCUGAUCCUGACUGCAGGCCACAGGGCUGAGAGGACGCUGCACUGCCUGGCUCAGAGCCUGGCCUCCGCCUUCUCCUCCUCCCUCAACGCCUCCUUCCUGCACAUCGACGGAGCCAGCAAAGCCAGCCAGGACAGCGACCAGGUCAAACUGGACAUCGACAGCAAGCUGCAGGGAGCUUUUGAAGGAGACAAACCCGUGGCUGUCAUUAACCGCUUCGAGGAGCUGCCUCCGGGCUCCACGCUUAUUUUUUAUCGCUACUGCGACCACGAGAACGCCGCCUACAAGAAGACUUGUCUGAUCUUCACGGUGCUGCUGGGGGAGGAAGAGGAGAUUCCUGCCGACACUCGUUUGAGUGCCGUGGAGGAAAUGGUGGACGACCAUCUUCAGAAGAAGUUCCUCUCCGAUGGCCAUCCAGUGUCUUUUGACAGGAUGGACCUUGACAAGUACGGUGGACUGUGGAGUCGUAUUUCUCACCUCAUCCUGCCUGUGGCAGCAGAGGAGAGGAUAGAACAUGAAGGGUGCUAGGGGACAUUAAUAGUCACUCUUGAACUUUUAGUCAAAGCACUUAACUACCGCCUAUCUAUCAGACAUCUUACUGGGUGACUCUGGUCAUUCUGAGGCUAGUAGCAGUGGUUUUAAAGGGUAACUUUUGUGAUUUUUCAACCUGGAGAACCCUAUUUUUCCCAUGUUUUUGUGUCCAAGUGACUAAUAGGGACAACUUUUUGAAAUGACGGUGCCAGGUUGCCCCGAGCAAUUACAUUGCAGCCCGUUUAGCAGCUGCUGUCUACAGCGUUCUCCCUCAAUACUGGACAUAUUGCAAUAUUACGUUUUGUGAUACUGUAUAGAUUCUCAAAACCACUAUAAAUUUGUAAUCAAUAGUUUACAUGCAAAGAUUAAAGUAGUGCUAUGAUGAUGUUGGAUGUUACAGGGACUGUAAUAAAUGCAAAUGCAGAUCCAACUGUUCUGAAUGCAUAAAAAAGUUAAAAAAAAUCUUACUCAGAUUUUAUGCAUAUGAUGGUGUGUUCUUUAUACUAUGACAGUUUUCCUAAAAUUCGAUUUUAAAAAAUGUAAACGCAAUAUAUCACCUUGCUAACAGGAGCUCAAUAUAUCCCAAUAUAUUGAAUCAUAACCCCUGUAUCAUGAUAUGUAUUCUAUCGCUAGAUUAUUGUCAUACACAGCCCUAUAAUCCCCAUUGGUCACUUAAACAUUAAAACAUGGGAAAAUAGGGUCCAGGUUGAAAAAUACUUAAGUUAUCCAAUAAAGACCCAAAUAUUUCUUACAUAUACUAUAAUGAUGAAGGCAUCAAGUAGAAAUGAGACACUUAAUAUGGGAUGGUUAUGCUAUGGGAUGCUUGUAAAAAAAAAAAAAUCGGUUUCAUUUCAUUGUGAAA